ACCAGCAUCGAGAUACUUCGUACUAUGUAGAUCGUACCUAGGUAGGUGGGGAAAGGGUUCGGCCAGUCAGCGCGCCAAGUGCCCCUAGAUUAUAGUGGGCACAGUACUUGUUACAGGUAGGUGCUGUACCUUUGCACAUGCCGGGGAAAGCUCUCUCUCACUUCAUUGCCAAAUCCCAAAUCACACCUACACGCGCUUGUCUACGCCCGCCAUGAAGUCAUGAUCAAUUCUCCAAGCUGUUCGCCAUGGAACAGCCGUUUUCAACCUCCAAAGUCACAGUCGAAUACUUCGACCCUCACGAUGUCUUCAAACUCCUAGCUCCCGGCCUGGUGCCACGCCUUCCUCUACACAACCUUCACUGGCAAUCGCAUGCCGGGCCCUUGCGCUCCAUCGAGACCCUCCACAUCGAGCUGCUACCUUCUGGUGACAGGAAUCCACUAGCAUCUCCCAUUACCUCGCCACCGCCCUCCUCUGGCCAACAGCGGCGGUCCGAAAAUGAUGGCGCCCAGUCCCAGAUUGGUGCUGCUUUGAGUGCCACCCAGUCCAAUGAGACCAUCGACCAGUCAUCAAACCGAAAUAGUAUCCCCGCCAGGCGUCACCAAAUUCCCGGUUUGAGACAGACUCCCUAUCUCAAAGUACUUUUGGUUCGGUGCGACGAUAAUGAUUCCUACAAAAGUCAUGUCAGGCAGGAGAUCCGCGAUUGGAUCAAGACGAACACGCCACCUUCUACGUCCAAGAAGGCCAAUGCUGCCGAGAACCACGAUGCGUUCGAGUGGCUGAUCGUACAUGUUGUCAUCCCCAACACUGUGGCCGCCACCCAGCCUCGCAAGUCGGACGUAGGUUCCGGGUCUGAGAAAACAUCAACUGCCUCGAGAUGGCGCCCGGGGUCAAGCACACUCCUAGAGAAGCUGAGGUCGGAUUUCAACAGUUCUAGUAAAAAUGCCACAGACCACAUCUCGCAAAUUCGGAUAGGCGUGAAUGAUGUUCCCUACGAUAGUCUGCCGCGUGUCGUGCCGGCUGUGCCUACUGGAUAUACAGAGACGGAGCAAGAGACCGAGAAUGCUUGGACCGACUUAAUAUCAAAAUUUCGUGGCUUAAUCCUCUCUAGCUUCGAUAUGCGGGUAACUCAGUAUGAGGAGGAUAUCAAAGAAAAAGAUGCUCAAAGAAGUCUACCCGGCUGGAAUUUUUGCACCUUUUUUAUCUUGAAGGAGGGACUUGCACGUGGGUUCGAAAGUGUUGGCCUGGUUGAGGAUGCCCUGGUUGGCUAUGAUGAGCUCAGCGUUGGCCUAGAUAUGAUCAUUAAAGACCAAAGUCUCGGAAGAUCUGGGUCGACGGCGAAUACUCUUCUAGCAUAUACCGAAGAAUUGAAAAAUCUCGCAAUCAAAGCUAAGACGGGAGAGAUAAGUUUCGAAGGGGAGCAGCGGGUGUCGGGUGGCAUACAAGCGAAGGAUUUAUAUGACGAUAUACCCAUUAGUGCCAACAAGAAACCCUAUCGUGACCUUAUUGUCGCCAACAACGUCUCUAUCUUCGACUUCCGUUGCUAUAUUUUCGCGAGGCAAAUAACGCUACUAUUACGGCUGGGCAAUGCUUGGUCAACAAGGGAAGAGCUUCUCGCCAAAUUGAAGGAACAGCAAGAGUCAGUUCUGCAUGGUGUGGCGCCUCGAGCGCCACCGCCCAAGCAUCAAGAGAAUGAACAAGAAGAUUUGCCAAUGUUAGCUGAGAUAUGUCGAAGGGCCCUCGAAUUCAUCCCCUCCGUCUCUCAAGUCAUGCGGAACGAUCUACUUAGCGCCUUGUCAGAAACGUCUGGUUACACUACUGGGGACGAUUCAGCCGCCGUGCUGCCAGUUGAUCCUCUGACAAGUGAGGUAAUUGAUAAUUUGGUAGUAUCAUUUGCAUUUUCCACGGCUCAGCAAAUACUGGCCCAGACUUCAACCAAAUCACUACCUAUACCCUCCUCUUCUCUUGACUCUCUCGGCGGACAGGAGUCCAAAGCUGCCAUACCAGAGCCGAAAACAAUGAUGCAUCCAGCUAGGAACUCAUCAUUAAGAGUGGGGACUGGGGGAGCCGGCGUGUCCCGUCCGCCGCCCAGUCCAAAUGUUUUCUCUACCGGACGACCACAAAGCAUGUCAGACCAUGCUGGUGCACCUUCGUCAUUCCUAAAAAUUGGUUUAGAAGAUCUCGCAGCUAGGAGAGCGGAGCUUUACACCUUAUCUAGGAACAUCUUGGAGGAAUCUGGUAAGAAACGUGGAUGGAGCAAUGGGUGGGCUGACACUCCAGUUGUUGGACAGUCUAUCAUGGUCAACAUGGUCGAUAUUGACCUCGGAGAUGAAGCUGUUGCUCCAACACAACAGCCGGACGAAACGGUUGCUUCAAUGGCUGGUAUAGACAACAAGCUAUUGAAGACUGCACUGGACAACAGCGAUGACUUCUACCGCUUAUACGAAAUACUUACCGAUAAGGCUCUUCGCCAUUACACAGUUGCCGCUCAUACGCAUUCUAUCCAGAGUACUAUGGCUGAUCUUGCUGUGCUCAAGUACCAUCUCAAGGAUUAUGCCCCUGCUGCCUCCUAUUUUUGGAGGACUACGCCUUUCUUUGGUGAGAGUGGAUGGAGCCUUCUAGAGCUCUCUAUGUUGAUCAUGUACUCGCGAUGUCUUAAGCAGCUUCAACGCAAAGAUGAGUACAUCAAAGUACUGCUAAAGUUACUAUCUAAAGCGGCCACUGCGGAAAAGGACCGACGUCGGGUGAAGCCAUCACUUAGUGCCGACACACAGGACUAUCUUGAAAGCGAAGAGAUACAAGGAUGUCUAGGCGACCUCCUCUCAGAGACGAAGACCAUCCUGAACGAGAUGCGAAUACCACUGUCAAACUUUUUUGCAUCAAUUGAGGUGGAUGAAGCCCCUCGAUAUGAUAAGUUUCGAGACAGCCUGACUCUUCGUCUAAAGCUUGACAGCUUGUUAGUAGAAGACUUGAAUAUCGAUUCAGCUAACCUGCGCCUCAUUAACGCAUCAUCUAAGCCGAUAAAGGAGAUGUGGCUCAAACAGGAGGGACCCAUAACUAUUCGACCAGGCACGAGUAGGUUGAAUCUCAAAAGUAAUGCUUUGAUACCAGGCUCAUACGAGGUUGAUAGAAUUGACCUAAGAGCUGGCAAAUUGUAUCUCUAUUUUGAUCGAGAGUUUGGGUAUCCUUCCGAUAAGAGCAGUCUACUUAGGUCUCCUCAGGUUUUCAUUUAUCACCCAACCGAUACACUCGAUGUGCGCCUCUACACGCCGAAGUCCAUACAACUAGAUCGUAGCAAUAGCAUUGAUAUUGAGCUAGACACUGGGUGGAACGAUAUUCAAAAGGCAGAAGUCCGAAUCAAAGCUGCAACAGGAGGCUUACGACUCAUUAGCAGUGAGGCAAAGUGCCAUGAUUCCUCUAUCGGGUUUUCUCGGCCACCAGAGGGUGGCAUGCUGUGUUUUGGUUCUAUCCCCGCCAGAACGAAGUUGAGAAUACAGUUUCCAUAUACCCUGGAGCAGGAUACGCCCAACAUUCAUCUUCGCAUUGAGGUGAAGUAUGAGACUGAGCAUGGAAGCUUUUUCUUUUCCAAGACGCCUUCGGUCCGUACCAGCCUAGCGCUUGGUGUCAAUGUCCAAGAUGUCUUCAAGCACAAAAUUCUCCUAUCUCGAUUCACAGUGUCAACAGCCAGCCCGAGUCCUCUACGGUUGUUCAAAAGCGAGUUGAUAGGGUCGAAAAUGUUCGAAUCCAGCUUUGGCGUUCCGCCCAGCGAUACCGUCAUUGUUUUCCCGAAACAACCGGCCAGCUUGCUGUAUAAGAUAAAACGAAAGCUAGGUGUUAAGAACGAUCCGAAAAUGUCUAAGACCAUGUAUCUUAAGUUGCAUUACCAAGUUCUUCGUGAUGAGAUCGAAACGCUGAUUGAAAAUUCACUUGUCAAAGCACUGGAAGGCACCUCUUUACAUCCUUUGUCGCGCCUUGUGGUGUCUACUGUGCUACCACUAGUGCGCAAUGAUCUCACUAGCAUCGAGCUUGAGCGCGCCGCCUUGCUCGGGGUUAUAUACACCUCGUUCCUCUCUCGUAUUGUCGAGGAACCCAAGGUGUUCUACGGCCUAGGCAAAGACGACGCAGGCGUGGACCUGGCAAAAUCACUGACAUCAUUCCUGGCAAAAUGGCAAACAGAUAAUCCAACCCUCGUCCUGCCGCCAUCCUCGGAGCAGCUAGAAGCGCCAUCCUCAAUCCUCAUCCCUGUUGACACUCCUUCCGUCACUAUCGUCCACACAGCAGAUAUUCGCCUUCAACAAUCUUUGCCAGAUAAAUCGCCGUCUUCUCCCGCGGCUGCUGUGUGCACACACCAGCUCCUCCCUGCCACACUACAUCUCAAAUGGACACGCAUGUGGGAUACUCUGACCCCACCGUCGUCUCAAACGGAUGUGGAAUUCAGCUAUGAACUUUCCGCCCCAACGGACUCAUGGCUCAUUGGCGGACGGAGGAAGGGGCAUUUCGUUAUCCCGGCGCCUAGUACUGAUGAUGAUGAUGAGAAAGAACGCAGUUCGAGUGUUGAUACUGAGGCGGAAAUCCCGGUUUUACUUGUCCCGCUACGAGAGGGAUGGAUUCCGUUUCCGAGCGUGGAGAUUAGGGAGGUUACUUCGGAGAGUGGAAAUGAAGGAAGAAUUGGUGGAGGGAAUAGUGAGAGUUCAUAUGAGACGGACGCGAGGAAUUUAGGCGAGACGGUGAGGGUUAUUGCGGACCGAAGUGAAGUUACGCUUAGUCUUGAUGCGAGUGGUGCCAGCGGUGGACCGCUAGUGCUUGACGUUAAGAGAGGGGAGGGGGAAAGGGUUUUGGUUGCGUAGGGGUGUGUAUGUGUUGGGGCGAGCGGGUUCAGUUAGAAUAAGAAAUCACUUAGUAAUUACAGAGCGAGCGAGGAUGGCAACCGAUUUUCAUGAAUGCAGCCGCAUUUAGUGCCAGACGGGGCGUUGCUCAAAAGUGUUAUGACACAAGAAGCUGUGCUCCUCAAACCCCUAACAGUACCCC
Molecule: messenger RNA, 5025 nt
Organism: Xylaria bambusicola
Lineage: Eukaryota; Fungi; Ascomycota; Sordariomycetes; Xylariales; Xylariaceae
Product: trafficking protein particle complex subunit 10
Exons: 3
Coding region: 246-4844 (1532 amino acids)
Biological process (GO): early endosome to Golgi transport; intra-Golgi vesicle-mediated transport
Cellular component (GO): TRAPPII protein complex
Source: RefSeq, a predicted model, not a curated record